UUGACAUAUAUUGUCAUAAACAUAACCAAAGAACAUUCAAUUUUAUCCAAAUAUUAGUAAUCAUUGAGUUUAUUUAUUAAAUAUCCGCAAAUGCUGCAUGAAAUUACUUUUCCGCACCAUUGAAUCCAUAGUUUAGAGUAGCGCAAUGAGAAAAAAGUUAGUUCUAUAUCUUUUUCUCGCUGCCGUGUUGCGAUAUUUUCUGAUAAUAUCAAAGUUUUCACGAAUUAUUCGUAACCGAGUUGAGAUUUCAACGCCCUUAAAUUCAUUCAAAAGAGUCCAAGAAGGAGCAUAUCUUUACAAACAUGGAAUCAAUCCGUACAGCGGCGAUUUGGUUCACGAAGUUCCCACCAUCCUUUUGGGACUUUCAUGGGUCCUUAACAAUUGCGAAUGUCUCCUACCGUUCCUGUUCAUCGCUUUAGAUUUACUUACUGCAUUUUUCCUGUACGAAAUGACGAAGAUGGUGCUAAGGAGUCAGUUGGAUCAGGCUCGAAAGGCGAAAUACGCUCCUGAUACGGAGGAUAUUCAACUAAAAACAGACGAUGUGGAACCUCUCUCACAUUACGUAAUGAUGGCCUAUUUAUUCAACCCUUUCUCCGUGGCGAGCUGUGUGGCCCAGACGACAACUGUCUUCAGCAACUUUUUCCUGUCCUUGUACUUUUUCUUCCUCGCCAAAAAACAAAUAACACCUUGCAUGCUUUUCCUUGCCAUCGAAACAAUGCGCAGCAUGUAUCCCGUGGUCCUGCUGGCACCGGCUGUCCUUCAGUUUAGCGAAAAUUCUCUAGCCAAGGCAAUUAAAGUCGUUAAUGCAUUCCUGGCCUUGUGCGGAAUACUAAGUUUCCUGCAUUACUCUAUGAUCGGAAAUUGGAGCUUCUUUGACAGCACAUUGGGAUUCAUAUUCCACUAUCGCGACUUGCAGCCUAACAUCGGCGUAUUCUGGUACUUUUUCACUGAAAUGUUUGAGCAUUUCCGCACCAUGUUCUUAGUUACAUUCCAAAUGAACGCGACAAUUUUAUAUUUAGUUCCUCUGUCGAUAAAAUUGCGCAAGGAUCCAAUGAUGCUGGCGACAAUUUUGCUGGCUUUGAUAGCCAUUUUCCGAUCAUAUCCGUGCGUUGGUGAUAUCGCAUUUUAUUUGGCAUUCCUGCCACUUUGGAAGAAGUGUUGGAAGUUCAUGGCUCAAAAUUUCAUCGUGUUCUGCUUCUUUUUGGUAACAGUUCUAGUCAUGCCGACGCUGUGGCAUUUGUGGAUUUAUGCCGGCUCGGCAAAUGCUAAUUUCUACUUUGGAAUUACAUUAGGGUUCUGCACAGGACAAAUAUUCCUUGUCACCGACCUCCUCUUUGCUCAUGUAAAACGAGAAUUUUGUCUGAAAAAUGGACAAAAGUUGUUUAUUGAUGGCAAAGAGGCGAAGAUUAUUUUAGAAUGAUUUUUCUUGGAAAAACGUAUUAAUUUAAAGACUUUGUAUUAUUUUAUAGAAACGAAGACGUAAAUUUGAGAAUGUUGGAAAAAUGUGAAAUACAUGAGAAUUUGUUUUGUAAA
Hermetia illucens (black soldier fly) is the source of this 1533-nucleotide messenger RNA. RefSeq names its product phosphatidylinositol glycan anchor biosynthesis class U protein (gene PIG-U). The coding region runs from base 146 to 1420 and encodes 424 amino acids. Gene Ontology annotation, cellular component: GPI-anchor transamidase complex; membrane. The transcript is spliced from 6 exons. The record is from RefSeq and is a predicted model, not a curated record. Gene Ontology annotation, biological process: protein localization to cell surface; attachment of GPI anchor to protein. NCBI's taxonomy places the organism in Eukaryota, Metazoa, Arthropoda, Insecta, Diptera, Stratiomyidae.